This is a messenger RNA of Rhipicephalus sanguineus (brown dog tick), 1406 nucleotides long. RefSeq lists its product as uncharacterized. NCBI's taxonomy places the organism in Eukaryota, Metazoa, Arthropoda, Arachnida, Ixodida, Ixodidae. The record is from RefSeq and is a predicted model, not a curated record. The transcript has 2 exons. Gene Ontology annotation, molecular function: nucleic acid binding; zinc ion binding. Bases 322 to 1341 code for a protein of 339 amino acids.
CUGUGUGUGUGGCGUUCCUUUUCGGAGCACCACAGGUGCUCGGUGCCUUUCCAUCGCAAACACUACAAUGGCGCAGUCGACAUGCGUUUUGAAAGCCUUCCACCCUCCGCCGCUCGCCAACGGCAACCAGCAGCCAUGAAGCAAAUCAUCGGCAACACCAGAUGCGGCGAUACCCUUUCGGUCCGCUUGCAUCGCGCCCUCGCUCUUCGGCAGCCCUCGCUCUUAGCGCAUUGCCGCUUAUCGCGCCGCAGAUAGCGAGCCACCGCCCCCAGGAAGGUCAGCGAAACGCCAGGUGAUAACGUAACGCCACACAGCUGCGACAUGGCCGACUUGAUAGGAAAGCCGCCCGGGUUUUGGAACCAUCCGGGAACACCAACAGUACCGUGGACGCGGUGGCUUGAAGAUUUUGAAACUUAUUUGCUUGCCGCUGGCGGCGAAAGUUUUUCCGCGGAACGCAAAGCCGCACUGCUGAAAACACUGCUUGGAGCCGAAGGUCAGAGGCAGGCACGGGUUGCACUCGCCGCGGCAUCGGAAACGCCGGGAUCAACCAAAGACGCCUACUCCUCAUUGGUGCAAACGCUAACGGCCAAGUUCAGCCCUCCAGAGGCAGUAGCCACAGCCAGACUCUCGUUUCGGAACCUCACGCAAGGCGAGUCUCCACCCCAGGAUUUUCUCUUCGAAUUGCAAGAUACAGCUAACCAGUGCGACUUCGGUGAACUGAAGGACCAGAUGCUGCUCGAACAAUUACUCAUUGGAUUGACCUCUACGCGACUACGGGAACGGUUGCUUGUCGAGGAGGCCACGCUUACGUUUGAGAAGGCCGUGAAGAUCAUCAACGAAGCCGACCGCGUCCAGCGUCGCCUCAAAGAAUAUGAGCCUGAAGUGCUUGUACAGCUAAACACAGCGCCACAUCAAAGUUCGGCGCAGCGCCGUCCUUUGCCGCGGGUUGUCACACCUUCUACCGAGCCUCGCCCUUGGCAACUCGCUGCACCUUCGUCGACGUGUCAGCAUUACAACCGGCCACCCAAGUCUGCAACUGGCUGCCCCAACUGUGGCUAUCAGCAUGCUCCUACUCAGAACUGCCCCGCGCGCGGCAAGGUUUGCUACCAGUGUUCCAAGAGGGGACAUUUUGCCACUGUGUGUCGCAGCAGACCCUUCGCGCGGUCGCCACCAGCAUGGCAUCAGCAAGCCUCCAGUCCCUCCAGGCCUAGGCGUUCGGAUCACGCCGAGUCUAUGGCCCUGUCAGACACCCAACCGGACCUCCGCACACCGGGAUUUUACGCCGAUGUUGAGGCGACAGCCUUCAAUGCUGCGGCACCAGCACACAGCCAAUUCCAGUGAAUCCCGAGUUUUCUGCGGGCGCACCGGCCUCGCCUCCCCGUGAGUUGCCACGAGUGCCAUCUAAC